Molecule: messenger RNA, 2920 nt
Organism: Osmia bicornis bicornis
Lineage: Eukaryota; Metazoa; Arthropoda; Insecta; Hymenoptera; Megachilidae
Product: ribosome biogenesis protein WDR12 homolog
Exons: 10
Coding region: 88-1350 (420 amino acids)
Biological process (GO): ribosome biogenesis
Cellular component (GO): preribosome, large subunit precursor
Molecular function (GO): protein binding
Source: RefSeq, a predicted model, not a curated record
UAUUUGGGCUAAAGCUGAUUUUUUAAAAUGUAGUAUACACGUGUGAUUUUUCUAAUUCGUAAUUAUUAUAUAAAACGUAACUAAAACAUGAACGCUAGAGGAGCUGAAAUGGCUAAUACCAGUUUAAACAACAGUACUCCACAAGUACAAAUAAGAUUUAUUACGAAGCAGGAACAGUAUGCUGUACCAGAUUUUCCACUAUCUGUUCACACAAAUAUUGUGUCAAGUGAACUAAAUACUCUUAUAAAUGAACUCUUAAAAGAGUCAACUGAUGUUAAGAAUGAUAUAGAGUUUGAUUUUCUGGUAUGCUCCCAGUUUCUACGUACUUCGUUAUCUGAACAUAUAGCAGAGAAAAAUGUUUCUACAGAGGAGGUGAUAAAUAUUGAAUAUGUUGAAAAAUACCCACCACCAGAACCUCAGGACUGUCUUAUACACGAUGAUUGGGUGGCUGCUGUUGAUGUUUGUGAAAAAUGGAUAUUGACCGGCUGCUAUGACAAUACACUGCAUAUUUGGACAUCUAAAGGGAAACAUCAUCUUGUUAUUCCUGGACAUACAUCACCAAUUAAAGCAGUGGCAUGGAUAUCUUUGAAUAACGAUACCGCUAGUUUUGUUAGUGCAUCACAGGAUCAGACAGCUAUAAUAUGGGACUGGAAUAUUGCAGAAAAUUCAGUAGAAUGUAUACAUGUAUGUAGAGGACACGAACGUGGCCUCGAAACUGUUAGCGUUAAUUAUGACAAAACGACAAUGGCUACUGGAGCGUGGGAUACGAUGCUUAAAAUCUGGUCUACGUCUAACCAAGAUGAAAAUGAAGAUGGUGAAUCCACUUCAAAGAGAUUGAAGUCAGAACAUGGUAAAACGAGGACACCUAAAAGGACCAUGAAAGGGCAUAAAGAAGCAAUCAGUGGUGUUGUGUGGUCAGACAAAACAGAACUCAUAACGUCUUCGUGGGACCAUACGAUAAAAAUAUGGGAUUCGGAAUUAGGUGGAAUCAAGCACGAACUUGCUGGCAAUAAAAGUUUCUUCGACCUAGAUUAUUCUCCACUAAGCCGUAACGUUAUAGCUGCAUCUGCCGAUAGACACAUUAGAUUAUAUGAUCCCAGAUCUACAGAGGGAACACUUGUGAAAUCAGUAUUUACUUCUCACACCCAGUGGGUGCAGUCUGUGAGAUGGUCACCCACGGAUGCAAAUCUUUUUAUUUCAGGAGCGUAUGAUAACGACAUGAAACUUUGGGACACCAGAAGUCCUAAGGCACCAUUAUUUGAUCUAUCUGGACACGAGGAUAAAGUGUUAUGUUGCAAUUGGUCGAAUCCAAAAUUGAUGGUAUCUGGAGGGGCGGAUAAUACUUCCUAGAGGAUACCAAGAAAACGUCGCUGGGGAUUUGUUAAAAAAGGCAUAUACAAUAGUCGCUACUACUUGAUUCGACAGAAGGCAUAAGUGUUUAUCUUUCAAGUGUCUCUUGGAAUAUGUGUAAAUACAUUAACUGAUCUUUUGUACGAGAGUAAGUUUAUUUUACAGACUUUUACAGUUCAUUUGUUCCUUCGUCUCACAGAUGUUGUUGUUGCCCUCAAACGCAAAAGGAAAGAAAAAAGGAGAAAUGAAAAUUAAAUUCGUUCUAAAAACAUCAUAUAACAUUUAACCCAUUCUAAAAUGAGUAUAAGAAAGAUGUAUCCCGUUGAAAAUUAUAUUACUAUUUGGGGAUUCACUCUUGAUGCUGAACUAAGGAAAGGAUAAAAGAAUGUGUUUCGAAUAAAUCCCCAAAACAGAUCGUUUAUUGAUCAAAAAUAAGGGACGAUAAUAAUUAAGAAUUUGAUUCUUUCACUUUGAAUAUACCAAACCAUACUUGUAAGUAACUCUAAAAACUGUUCGGUGCACGCUCCCCCAUACAAAGUGUAGAAGAGUGACGUAUCAGAGCGUGCACACGCAGUGUGCAGUUUACAGUAACAGUGUGUCUUCUGCAGUCUGUGUCAUGUUAUAGGCAGAUGGUUUUUUUUUCUUUCUUUUAAAGUACGCAUUAUUUAAAUUAUGCAUACACCUACACACCACAUGCUCGGCUCGCACUUUCUCUCUCUCUCACACAUAUUUAUUUUCACUUUCUCUCACAUUCUUGUUCUUCUUUUUUUUUUUAUUCGUUUUGCUGUUUCUUCGUUUUUCUUUUUCUUUUCUUUUCUCACUUUUUCUCUUUUUUUUUGUUUGUUUCUUUAGAAGACCCUAUCUAACCCCCACAUUAUCUCACACAAAGACUAGCGUUUUUAAACGAUCCAAAAUAAACUAAGGGCACUUUUAGUGGCGUAUGCCCUGUGUUCUUAUUUCGAGAUUUUUAUUUUUUCUUUUCAUGAAAAAUCUAAUUCUGACCGUUGUUAAACUUUGUUGGUUUUUUCCCUUUUUUUUUUGUUUGUUUUGUUUAUUACAGCACCUAUCGACUUCUAAGAGUCCCUAUUUCUUAACUAGCUAUGACACACUUGCCUUAAUCUAGAAAAAUUUUCAUUACGUGCUAUGCCUCGCCAUCUUAAUGUAAUUUUCGAACCUAUGCGUUCAUUUUUUUUUUUUUCUUUUUUUCCUCCCUCGAAUCGUUAAUUCUCGUACGAUUUUUCGAACUAACUUAAUGCCUCGACAUCAUUUUCACUCUGUCUCUCAUUCUCUCCCACACUCUCAUCUUCAGUUUUCUUUCUCUCUGAUGUAUGAAACUCUUUUUCAUAUUCAGAUUGGUCGCCCACCGCAUAACAAUAUAUCCUGGAGAGAAGAAACAAACAAAAUUAAGGUUCUAGAGAAUGACAUGUUUUCGUCCGUAUCUUGUGACGCAGAGAUGAUCAGGAGAAAGAACAAAAAAAAAAAAGAAAACGCGGAGAACAUAUCGAUGGGAGGAGAAACGAGGAAAGUUACAAGUUAGAAGAGGGUGGAGGAGGAGGAGGAACAGGGAGGA